Molecule: messenger RNA, 963 nt
Organism: Staurois parvus
Lineage: Eukaryota; Metazoa; Chordata; Amphibia; Anura; Ranidae
Source: the annotation of a GenBank genome assembly
UAUCCACUCUCCCGGACCCCGCAUUCCCUAUAUCCGCUCUCCCCGGACCCCGCAUUCACUAUAUCCGCUCUCCCCGGACCCCGCAUUCACUAUAUCCGCUCUCCCUGGACCCUGCAUUCACUAUAUCCGCUCUCCCCGGACCCCACAUUCACUAUAUCCGCUCUCCCCGGACCCCGCAUUCACUAUAUCCGCUCUCCCGGACCCCACAUUCACUAUAUCCGCUCUCCCCGGACCCCGCAUUCACUAUAUCCGCUCUCCCCGGACCCCACAUUCACUAUAUCCGCUCUCCCCGGACCCCACAUUCACUAUAUCCGCUCUCCCCGGACCCCGCAUUCACUAUAUCCGCUCUCCCCGGACCAUGCAGUCACUAUAUCCCCUCUCCCCGGACCCCGCAUUCACUAUAUCCGCUCUCCCCCCGGACCCCGCAUUCACUAUAUCCGCUCUCCCCCGGACCCCGCAUUCACUAUAUCCGCUCUCCCCGGACCCCGCAUUCACUAUAUCCGCUCUCCCCGGACCCCGCAUUCACUAUAUCCGCUCUCCCCGGACCCCGCAUUCACUAUAUCCGCUCUCCCCGGACCCCGCAUUCACUAUAUCCGCUCUCCACUGACCCCGCAUUCACUAAAUCAGCUCUCCCCGGACCCCGCAUUCACUAUAUCCGCUCUCCCCGGACCCCGCAUUCACUAUAUCCGCUCUCCCCGGACCCCGCAUUCACUAUAUCCGCUCUCCCCGGACCCCGCAUUCACUAUAUCCGCUCUCCCCGGACCCCGCAUUCACUAUAUCCGCUCUCCCCGACCCCGCAUUCACUAUAUCCGCUCUCCCCGACCCCGCAUUCACUAUAUCCGCUCUCCACGGACCCCGCAUUCACUAUAUCCGCUCUCCCCGGACCCGCAUUCACUAUAUCCGCUCUCCCCGGACCCCGCAUUCACAAUAUCCGCUCUCCCCGGACCCCGCAUUCACUAUAUC